Molecule: messenger RNA, 1983 nt
Organism: Exophiala xenobiotica
Lineage: Eukaryota; Fungi; Ascomycota; Eurotiomycetes; Chaetothyriales; Herpotrichiellaceae
Exons: 2
Coding region: 117-1520 (467 amino acids)
Source: RefSeq, a predicted model, not a curated record
GUCAUUUCGACGCUGUACUUCUCCUCUCUUCAACGUCUGUCCUCGCUGUCAACUCGUCUCACCAUCCUUCAUCGAUUCUGUCCCUUGCGCGAUGAUGCGAAAGCCUGUCCGCUACCAUGUCCGACACAUACCCUUAUAACAGUCAAUUGGACGCCUUCGAGCUCUACCACAAAGUCAAAGAGGACUCGCAGCGCCCUCGAUCCUCUUCCCCUAACGCCGCCCUCCUUGAAGCCCUAGGGCAUGCGAUUUCUGGCUCCAUCGGCGCCUCCAUAUCCAAUGCGGCUCUCUAUCCCAUCGACCUGAUCAUAACACGCCUCCAGAUCCAACGCCAACUACGUGGUAAAGAUCAAUCUCACCCUUCCGACACCGAGUACAAAUCCUUCACCGAUGCUGUUCAAAAGAUCUACACCAAGGAAGGCGGUAUCGCCGGACUCUUUACUGGCCUCGCACAAGACACCGCCAAAACCAUCGCCGACUCCUUCAUCUUCUUCCUGCUGUACAGCUAUUUCCGCAACCGCAGACUCGCGACUCACGCAAGCGCUCAUUCUCUGCCUGCUCUCGAAGAACUAUCCGUAGGCUUCCUCGCCGGCAGUCUGACCAAACUCGCAACAACACCCAUUGCGAAUGUCGUGACCCGUAAACAAGCCGCCGCACUUCUUGCUUCGAAAGAUGUAGAUACGAACAGCAAUCCAAAAGGAGAGUUCAGGGUCCCCAAUACCAAUCAAAUCAUCCAGGACAUCCUCUCAGAAAGAGGCUUGCCGGGCUUCUGGUCCGGCUACUCAGCCAGUCUGGUUUUGACACUGAACCCGAGCAUCACAUUCUUCCUCUUUGAAACGCUGAAAAGGGUCCUUCUCCCCCGUCACCGGCGUGCCCAUCCACCACCAUCCCUGACAUUCCUCCUCUCCGCAAUCUCCAAAGCGACCGCAAGUAGCAUCACAUACCCAUUCAGCCUGGCCAAGGCGCGCUUACAAGCCGGAGGCGCCAAAUCAUCAUCACCGUCGUCACGAUCAUCCGACGACGACGCCGAGACCGAAAGGAAGGUUGUCGACGACGACAUCCCAAGCAAACAAGGCCGCCGCGCCGCCCGGGCGACCAUUUUCAGCACAGUGCUCGCCAUCGCGCAAACCGAGGGCCUAACUUCACUGUACGAAGGCUUACAUCUCGAGAUUCUACGCGCCUUCUUCUCGCACGGCCUCACGAUGCUGGUAAAGCAGGCCAUCCAGCGAUUCUUGGUGCGAGCGUACUACAUCACCUCCAUCAUCGUCGGCCGGUAUCAGCGGAAGACGAAGAGAGGCGCGAACAGACUGUCCGCCAAGGCCAGAGCGAGUGUCGAAUAUUACAAUCUCGCCAUGGCCAGGGCGGGUGAGAGGGUCGAGGAGGCCUCGCAUGCCGUUCAACAAAGAGCGAAUGAGACGGCCGAGUUUGUGGCCGAGUAUGUCGAGGAAGAAGGCGGGGAAUGGAGAAAUCUUUAUGGCACGGCUGGCCUGGCGCGCUGGUUGGAUAAGGAUCGUCAUAUGUGAGAAGGGGCGUACAGUUGCGUUGGUGUGUAAUUUCAUGUGAGAAACGGGGAGCAUGGACGUCGUGAUCACCUACAGUUAUGUCCCUCAACAUCCGAAGGGGAAUGGUCAAGCGUUUGGAGUGGAUGCGAGGACGAAUGGCUUCAACAUACGGAGUUUCUACAUUGUUAAUUCAUGGGUGCGAAAGACACAUGCUCGAACCUGUUGCUCACCGCGGCCGAGAACAUGUUUUGCGAGGGGCUGCAGCACAAGACAGAUCGGUUCGAGUUAAAAACCUCUAGCAAAGCAUUGAUACUUGGAGAUGAAAAGGACUUCUUAAUCGACAUCUUCCGCAGAACCAACCAUGGCACACGAUUGACGCGCGAUUGUAUUGAAGUCCAUGGGACAUUCCAAAUCCACCGCAAGUGCUUGUAUAGUUGCCAUUGUAGAGGAUUUACAAUCUCAUUGUCCCGGAGGUCUUUACGGC